UUUCGAGCCCAGUGGGCGGUGGCUCAACGACUUAACGUUUACCUGGCUCCGAGAUAGAAAGAAACAGGGAGUGAGAGUCCGACACUGAACGAACCCUCUAGCAAUGGCGACGGUUGCAGAGUCAUCGGAACCGAACCCAACACCACCACAACCACCGCGCAGCGACGAUCCUAUAGGCAAACACAGCAUGAUGAAAACCCUUGGCGAAACGACGCCGUGGAUCGAGUACGCAGUCCAACAAGCCCAGCUCGUCCAAGAGACCGUCGAGUCCACAAUCGAAGCCUCCAAGUCCCGCCUCUCCCAAAUCAUGUCCACUUCCUCUACCCAUUUCCACCAGACCAUCGAUUCUUUGGAAGAUCUCAAGUCUAAGUAUGCUGCUUAUGAGGAUAUGGUAUUUGGACAGAUUAAAGAUUUGUGUGCAAAAGGAGUUGUUACUGUGACUUCACAUCCGUUGAUUACUACUGGUGGGGUUGCCGCUGGUUUGGGAUUUAUGGUACUGAAAGGGCCACGGCGUGUCUUGUACUAUAAAUUCUUGCACCUUUUUGAGAGUGAAGAGACCUUACUUCUCAAAGCUAAUCGGCAGGUAGAGGGGUUGCGGAGAUCACUUAAUGACCUAAAAGAUAAAAGUGAAAAGUUAGAGAAGAGCACAUUACACGCAGAAGAGAUAUUGAUACGUGGAAGGACAAAACUCAGAGGAGCAGGGAAACAGAUUCAAGGUGUAAUCCGCUCAGCUUAUAAGAUCGAAAGACAAGCAGGAGGAUUAAAAGAUAUUAUUGGAGAACUUCCUAGAGCAUCUCAAUUUCAGUCACAGGUUUCUAACCUUGCUUCUGAGGCAAAGCGAGAAAGGAAUGCUUUGACCAAGGAGAUCACAAAAAUCAGUAAUUAUGGAAUCUCGGUUUGAGACUUCUCCUGCUGACAUUCUUUUGUUGCAUGUACUUUUGAAGGUUCUACACAUUGAAUCGCCUUUAUCUAACAUGUGAGAGAGGAAACUUUAUUCUGUCAGAAAUAAAUGCAAUCUGUGGAACAUUUUUUCUUUUUCUUUUUGAGUUUUGGGAAGGGGAAGGUUUCUUGCUUACAGAGGCAAGUACGUUUUGAAGAGGAGAUACAUGUCCUGCAUUCAAAUUUAUGGUGUUCGGCAACAGCCAACAGAGCUCCAAAAAUCCAUGCUUUUUUAUUAUACAAGUUUUAUCAUUGCUUAUUUCUUUACCCUACUCUGUAUCCAUUUGUUCAAUAUAUCAUGUCCAAUUAAAGUUUGGGGUUAUGACGAA
Molecule: messenger RNA, 1268 nt
Organism: Alnus glutinosa
Lineage: Eukaryota; Viridiplantae; Streptophyta; Magnoliopsida; Fagales; Betulaceae
Product: RGS1-HXK1-interacting protein 1
Exons: 9
Coding region: 104-901 (265 amino acids)
Source: RefSeq, a predicted model, not a curated record